This is a messenger RNA of Ilex paraguariensis (yerba mate), 1086 nucleotides long. The record is from the annotation of a GenBank genome assembly. Lineage: Eukaryota; Viridiplantae; Streptophyta; Magnoliopsida; Aquifoliales; Aquifoliaceae.
AUGGACGACAUGGCAGCAUACUACCCUACUCCGGCGGGUCUCCACAACAUUCAAUACCCCUACUACCAACCUCCUCCUCCUCCGGGGGCGGUGCCACCACCUCCUCCGGCGGUGGCCCAGCCGCAGCACCCCCUUCACCCACAGUACCACCCUCAGCAACCCCCAUAUGCUUCCUACGCUCUUCCUUCGUACCCCCAAUCUUCGUACGAUGAGGUCAGAACUCUAUUUGUCGCAGGGCUUCCCGAAGACGUUAAGCCUCGUGAAAUCUAUAAUCUCUUCCGAGAGUUCCCAGGCUACGAAUCUUCUCACCUCCGAAACCCUACGCAAAACACACAGCCAUUUGCUUUUGCUGUGUUCGUGGAUCAACAGUCAGCAAUUGCGGCAUUGCAUGCAACUAAUGGGAUGGUGUUUGACCUUGAAAAGGGUUCCACCUUAUAUAUUGAUCUUGCAAAAUCUAAUUCCAGAUCGAAACGCUCCAGAAUGGAUGAUGAAAGAUCUGGAACAGAGAAAAGAAUAAGAGGGUCUGCUGCAUUUCCAAGGGACACUUCUGAUCCUGGUGUUGGCAGCAUCCACUUGCCUGGAAUCAGUAGUUCUGCUUACAACAUGAUUGGUUAUCCACCACCUACACAAAGUCAUGGGAACUUUGAUGGGAGAGCAGCCAAUGAGACUUCCACUGCAAAGUUGAACAAAUCUUCAGCACCUUAUGUUCCGGCAAAUAAUACCCCCUGUCCGACACUAUUUGUGGCUAAUUUGGGGCCAGCCUGUUCAGAGCAAGAGCUAAUUCAAGUAUUUUCUAGGUGCCGAGGAUAUCUGAAAUUGAAGAUGCAGAGCACAUUUGGAGCUCCGGUUGCAUUUGUGGACUUUCAGGACACAGCUUCUUCGACUGAAGCACUAAGCAAUCUACAAGGCACAAUUCUCUAUUCCUCACCUCCUGGUGAGGAGGGGGGAGAGUUGCAUAUGUUUAGACACUCUCAGCAGGAAGUUAUGGGAAAUCGGAUGUCCAAGAAGUUGUGGGAAAUCGGAAGACAUCCGGAGAAAAUGGCUCAUGUUAAAAUUGGAGGAUUGGAAAUUUUUAAGUCGAGAUGA